Molecule: messenger RNA, 3096 nt
Organism: Vicugna pacos (alpaca)
Lineage: Eukaryota; Metazoa; Chordata; Mammalia; Artiodactyla; Camelidae
Source: RefSeq, a predicted model, not a curated record
CUGGUUCCGGGCCCCACGCUGCCGGAAGCGGAAAUAGCACCCGGCGCAGCUUGAGUUGCAGUAACUGCCACCGCGAUGCCGAAGGCGCCCAAACAACAGCCGCCGGAGCCCGAGUGGAUCGGGGACGGAGAGAGCACGACCCCGACAGACAAAGUGGUGAAGAAAGGGAAGAAGGACAAGAAGACGAAAAAGACGUUCUUUGAAGAGCUGGCAGUAGAAGACAGACAGGCUGGGGAAGAAGAGAAGGUGCUCAAGGAGAAGGAGCAGCAGCAGCAGCAGCAGCAGCAGCAGCAGCAAAAAAAGAAACGAGACACCCGAAAAGGCCGGCGGAAGAAGGAUGUGGAUGACGAUGGAGAAGAGAAGGAGCUCAUGGAGCGUCUUAAGAAGCUCUCAGUGCCGGCCAGUGACGAGGAGGAUGAGGUACCUGCCCCGGUUCCCCGAGGAGGGAAGAAAACCAAGGGUGGUAAUGUUUUUGCAGCCCUGAUUCAGGAUCAGAGUGAGGAAGAGGAGGAGGAAGAAAAACAUCCUCCUAAGCCGGCCAAGCCAGAGAAGAAUCGGAUCAAUAAGGCUGUAUCUCAGGAACAACAGCCAGGGCUCAAGAGCAGAAAGGGAAAGGAGGAGAAGUCAAAGGGGAAGGCCAAGCCUCGAAAUAAAUUUGCUGCUCUCGACAAUGAGGAGGAGGAGGAUGAAGAGGAAAUAACAAAAGAAAAGGAGCCUCCCGGGCAAGAGAAGGAGAAGGCCAAGAAGGCAGAGCAAGGCUCCGAGGAAGAAGGAGAAGAAGAGGAGGAAGGGGAGUCCAAGGCUGAUGAUCCCUACGCUCACCUUAGCAAGAAAGAGAAGAAAAAGCUGAAGAAACAGAUGGAGUAUGAGCGCCAGGUGGCUUCAUUAAAAGCAGCCAAUGCUGCUGAAAAUGACUUCUCUGUGUCGCAAGCAGAGGUAUCCUCCCGCCAGGCUAUGUUAGAAAAUGCAUCUGACAUCAAGCUGGAGAAGUUCAGCAUCUCAGCCCAUGGCAAGGAGCUAUUCGUCAACGCUGACCUGUACAUUGUCGCUGGCCGCCGUUACGGGCUGGUGGGACCCAACGGCAAGGGCAAGACCACCCUCCUGAAGCACAUCGCCAACCGAGCCCUGAGCAUCCCUCCCAACAUCGAUGUGCUGCUGUGCGAGCAGGAGGUGGUAGCGGAUGAGACACCAGCUGUGCAGGCUGUUCUUCGAGCUGACACCAAGCGGCUGAAGCUGCUGGAAGAGGAGCGGCGGCUUCAGGGACAGCUGGAGCAGGGUGAUGACACGGCUGCCGAGAGGCUGGAAAAGGUCUAUGAGGAGUUGCGGGCUACUGGGGCGGCUGCUGCAGAGGCCAAAGCCCGCCGGAUCCUGGCUGGUCUGGGCUUCGACCCUGAAAUGCAGAAUCGGCCCACACAGAAGUUCUCGGGGGGCUGGCGCAUGCGUGUCUCCCUGGCCAGGGCACUGUUCAUGGAGCCCACGCUGCUGAUGUUGGACGAGCCCACCAACCACCUGGACCUCAAUGCUGUUAUUUGGCUCAACAACUACCUCCAGGGCUGGCGGAAGACGCUGCUCAUCGUCUCCCAUGACCAGGGCUUCUUGGAUGAUGUCUGCACCGACAUCAUCCAUCUCGAUGCCCAGCGGCUCCAUUACUAUAGGGGCAAUUACAUGACCUUCAAGAAGAUGUACCAGCAGAAGCAGAAGGAACUGCUGAAGCAGUAUGAGAAGCAGGAGAAAAAGCUGAAGGAGCUGAAGGCGGGCGGCAAGUCCACCAAGCAGGCGGAAAAGCAAACAAAGGAGGCGCUGACGAGAAAGCAGCAGAAGUGUCGGCGGAAAAACCAGGAUGAGGAGUCACAGGAGGCCCCCGAGCUCCUGAAGCGCCCCAAGGACUAUGAGGGGCAGAAGCCGCUCUUUAAGAAUCUGGAUUUUGGCAUCGACAUGGACUCGAGGAUCUGCAUCGUGGGGCCUAACGGCGUGGGGAAGAGCACCCUGCUGCUGCUGCUGACCGGCAAGCUGAUGCCCACUCGUGGGGAAAUGAGAAAGAACCACCGCCUGAAAAUCGGCUUCUUCAACCAGCAGUAUGCGGAGCAGCUGCGCAUGGAGGAGACGCCCACGGAGUACCUGCAGCGGGGCUUCAACCUGCCCUACCAGGAUGCCCGCAAGUGCCUGGGCCGCUUUGGCCUUGAGAGUCACGCCCACACCAUCCAGAUCUGCAAACUCUCUGGCGGGCAGAAGGCCCGGGUUGUGUUUGCGGAGCUGGCCUGUCGGGAGCCCGAUGUCCUCAUCUUGGACGAGCCCACCAAUAACCUGGACAUCGAGUCUAUCGACGCCCUGGGGGAGGCCAUCAAUGAGUACAAGGGUGCUGUGAUCGUCGUCAGCCAUGAUGCACGACUCAUCACCGAAACCAACUGCCAGCUGUGGGUGGUGGAGGAGCAGAGUGUCAGCCAGAUCGACGGUGACUUCGAAGAUUACAAGCGGGAGGUGUUGGAGGCCCUGGGUGAAGUCAUGGUCAGCCGACCCCGGGAGUGAGCUCCCCGUCUUGGAAGUCCCCUCGCCUCCCUGGCUCUCCUCGGAAGCCUGCCUCUGACCCAGCGGCCACUCGGGCACAUGAAGAAGGAGCGUGAUCUUGAUGUGACCAGGAUACCACUUUGACUGCUUCUUUUUCUCUGAAAGACUUGUCUGUUCUUCUCUUCAGAUAACUGAGCUGGCCUUGGCCUUGAACUCCUUCUGUACAGACAGAGGUGACCUUCGUUACCAUGGGGUUCCAUCCAGCCAGGCUUACGUGGCCAGUUGUCUAAGACUCUGUCCUCACUCAGAAGCCUGUCUCUGGUCCACCUCAAAGCUUCAGGCCCCACUGCCACCCCGGUCUGUGAGUGGUGCUGCUCUUUUCUGGUGGAUUCAAUGCUGACUUAACUGAUAAACUGCUGUUGCCGCUCAGAGCCAGAGGGAAGUUCUGAGGCCUGUGCUGUGACCCAGGAUUUGGUGCCUGCAGCCUCUAGUCUGGCUGGGGACUUGGGGGCAGGAAAGGAAUGCUGCUGAACUCAAAUCUCCCUUUACAAGAGGGAGAAAUAAAGGAAAGGAGUUGCCGCCACCCUGUCA